CACAGUCAGUCAACACAGAAAAUCAGUUUCAGCUUCUCCUUUGUGCAAUCACCAAGGGUCAGCUAAAGUAACCAUGAUGGGCAAGGUCAUCUUCUACGAGGACAGAAACUUCCAGGGUCGCUCUUAUGAGUGUAUGGGAGACUGUGGUGACUUCUCCUCCUACAUGAAUCGUUGUCACUCUUGCAGAGUGGAGAGCGGCUGCUGGAUGAUGUACGACCAAACCAACUACAUGGGAAGUGGAUAUUUCUUCAGGAGGGGAGAGUAUGCUGAUUACAUGUCUAUGUUUGGAAUGAACAACUGCAUCAGGUCUUGUCGUAUGAUCCCCAUGGUGAGCUCCAUAAGCGUUUUGAAUUUUGGGGGGAAAUUAACUAAUUGUCUCAAUUUAAUUGUUUAUAUUUAUGAUCAACAUCAGUGUUGG
Molecule: messenger RNA, 418 nt
Organism: Danio rerio (zebrafish)
Lineage: Eukaryota; Metazoa; Chordata; Actinopteri; Cypriniformes; Danionidae
Source: RefSeq, a predicted model, not a curated record